Messenger RNA from Lachancea thermotolerans CBS 6340, 1317 nucleotides. It is a transcript of the gene RAX1, whose product is annotated as Rax1p. Lineage: Eukaryota; Fungi; Ascomycota; Saccharomycetes; Saccharomycetales; Saccharomycetaceae. The record is from RefSeq and is a predicted model, not a curated record. The transcript has a single exon. Bases 1 to 1317 code for a protein of 438 amino acids. Gene Ontology annotation, cellular component: plasma membrane. Gene Ontology annotation, biological process: intracellular protein localization.
AUGAGCCCCGCGUCCGCAGACCUCUACGCGCAGCGCCUCCCCACGCUCUACGAGGUCCUCAACCGUCAGACCUGCGCGCCCGUCGAUCUCUGGUCCUUCUACACUUUUCUCUCCCAGUAUCCAUAUGCCAUCAACUUCCUCGACUUCUGGAUCGACGCCAUGGCGCACCUGCGCCUGUGCAAGGACUACGUGAAGGGCGUCCGCGAAAGCUUCGUCGAGUGGGAGGACUCUCAGGAGCGCUCCGGCGCCAAUCGCGACAGCCGCGACAGCCACGACAACCGCGACUCACUCUCCAGCUCGCUGCUCCUCGAGGCCCUGAUGAACGACGGCUUCCUCGACUACGAGGACAGCAAGCGCGUUUCGCGCUUCCUUCAAGGCCAGACCGACUCGCCGCGCCUCACAAAGCUCCUGGAUAACUGGCAGAAACAGACAGAGCACGACUCCGACGCUCCCUUCAAAAGCCCGCUCACCGGUCUCGUCGACGAAUUCCUCAAGACCCAGGCACAGGACUUCCAGAAAGCACGCAUCACCUCCAAGGAGCUUCUCAACAACGCCCGCAACAUCGUCCACACGUACCUCCUCGCACCUGAGGAAAGCAGCCGCUACCUGAUCAACCUGCCCGACCACAUGCGCCAGAACGCCGUCCACAUGGUGCUGGAGGAGAAGCGACACGAUCCCGACGUUUUCGAGCAGCUCAAGGCGAUCUCCUUUCAGUUUCUGGAGAUGGACUGCUUUCCCAAGUUCUUGUCAUGCGUGGCCCUUCACAACCUGCACGAUGACAUCACAAGCAGCUCCUUGUCCGAUCCGCUCGCGAUCUUAGGGAGUAGCGCGCCCGGGCGCCGCCGUUCUCUGUUUGCGCGCUACACCACUCUGUCUCGCGUAGUUCUAGGCAUGAUCUUUUUGUGGAUGGGCCUCUGGCUGGGAUACACUUUGGUCUUUCUCAACUACUCGCGAGGCAUUCGUGUUACCACUAUAGUGCCCUUCUUCCUAGGGUUCUACUUCAUAUGGUGCGGCAUAUACAAAAUUGACAUCCUGUACGCGCUUUGCGGAGUUACACAGACGCUGGUCUCGAACGAGCUGGUCUCUUCCAAGGACCUCGAGAUAGGACUAAACCGCAAUGCGGUACACAACAAGACAAGACAGAGUACAUCGCCCGUAUUCCGCGUUUUUGGCGGUUCAAGCAGGCUGGUUUCAAUCCAACAGCCGUUUGUUAAUAGCAUGCUCCGCAGACGGGCCCUGUGGUGCUUGGUCCUCGUCCUCGCUGGCACCGCAAUUUUUACAGUAAUAUUCAGCUGCGUACCCGGCCACAGGCUAUAG